AUGAAAGCUCAGAUCUGCCUCCUUCUUCUAACGACCAUCGUCUUGAAUACCUGCAUGAAUGCUAAUGCGGACACCACUGAGAGUCCUACCGCCAAAACCGAGGAACCGCUGAAAGACUUCACCGAGUGGAAUAAAGAUGACGCCACCGCCUCGGAUGAGGAGCUGUACGGCGCGGUUUGGGGACAGAAGGGCUACAAGGCAUCAGAAAUAGUGCUUUUAUAA
Messenger RNA from Dibothriocephalus latus, 222 nucleotides. NCBI's taxonomy places the organism in Eukaryota, Metazoa, Platyhelminthes, Cestoda, Diphyllobothriidea, Diphyllobothriidae. The record is from the annotation of a GenBank genome assembly.